UCCGUUUGUUUCCUGGUUAUACAGCUGAUAAACUUACUAACCAAAUCAUGCAAAUAGUUCCCCUGUAUAUCUAAGCCGAAUGUCCAAGAAUGAACGCAAAUAUGGCGCCGAUAUCAACGUUAUUUUGCUGGUAUUUUGGGUUCAUGUGUAAUGUGAAUGCUUCUCAAGCUGCACUGGUGCAAACUGGCCACACCAAUCCACUCAAGAACCACCAACCUCACCACCCCGCCACAGACGAAAAUGACAGAUUUCCACAACAGGACAUUGUGCCCUACUCAAACUCGACGCAGCAUUACUCCGUGUCGAUUAACACUAGUAAGGCGAUACACAUCGUUGAUCGCCGAUACCUUUCAACAGGUUUCGGUGCGAGCUCCGUCACAAAGAAAUUCAAUUUGAAGGGUUUCGAUCCAAAGUCAGUCAUCCUCCAAACGUUGUUACGAGGACUUUCUCCUGCUAUUUUACGUGUCGGAGGGAGGUCGGGAGAUGAGGUAAUAUUUGCUCUGAAUGGUUCUUCCAAUACCAUCCCUCAUCCCUGGAUAAAUGUCAAUCAUUUUCUCACAGGGGAACAGUGGAGGAAUCUAAACGAAUUUUGCUUAAAGAGCAAAGUGGAUCUUGCAUUCACUUUGAACUUGGCUUUGAGGAAAGGCGAUGCCUGGGACCCGACUAACGCUAAGCAACUCCUAGAUUUCAAUGCCAACCUUGGAUAUCGUGUCAUCUGGGAAUUGGGAAACGAACCGAAACGCUUCAGAAAAAAUUACAACAAGACGAUAAUAGCUCGUCAGUUAGCCAAGGACUUCAUCACACUCCGAGGCAUCUUGUCUGAGGAUAGAUACAGGUAUAGCAACGAGUUGGUAGGACCGGACAUGGACCAUCUUCCAAUACGGGACUGCAUCACUAAUUUAAAACCAGAGUUUUCACCAAGUUCGAGCGAGUAUCUACAAAGGUUCCUUGAGCACGCUGGUGAUGCUAUCAAUGCAACCACUGUUCAUUUCUACAAUAUUGACCCUGAUAACAGAACUUCCGUCGAUAAUUUCACCGAUCCAGAUAUCCUCUUGAGAACAAGAUGCGAGCUCGAGAAGUUUCGUCAGACCAUGAGAGAUUCCAUGCCUACGGGCUCCCGAGAAAAAUGGUUAGGCGAGACAUCCACUGUUUCUAGUGGCGGUUUGGAGGGUGUUUCAAAUCGAUAUGUCGCCGGUUUUCCCCUACUUCAUAACCUGGGGCUGGCAGCUGAAAUGGGGGUGUCGGUGUUUAUAUACUGGAACUUAUUCAAUGCCGGUUACUCCUUGCUGAAACCUAUUUCCGACCACUACACACCCACACCACUCUAUUGGGUUUGCUUUCUUCACAAACGACUUCUCGACACCCACGUUUUAUCUGUAUCAUACAAAAUUGACGGAUCCAGUGACGAAAUGAGAGGUAACGAAAAGAACAGGUCUUUCGUCUACGUAUUCGCUCAUUGUACAAAGACAACCCAAUCAUAUCCUGCCGGUGCUGUUACAAUCAUCGCAGUGAACCUGUACAACGACACCGAGGCAUCUUUAAACUUAACUGAGAAUUUGAUGAAUAAGAAUAUAGACGAGUAUCUCUUGACUGCACCAGAAGGAAUCCUCACCAGCAAGAAUAUCAGUCUGAACGGCCGAGUGUUGCAAAUGAAGAACUUUACCCAUUUCCCAGAUAUCACCCCACGCCCUCUACCGGUAGGAUCGCCCAUACUUCUUCCUCCAAGAACGUAUGGAUUCUACGUCAUCAAAGACGCUGAGGCUGCAGCAUGCCAGGAAAAGGAACUGAAAGCUGAUGGUGGAUUCAAGAUGCAAACGAACAGAUAGACGUGUCAGAUGCGGGUGAAUAUCGGAGGGGGUCGGAAAAAGUCGUAGGUCAUUAUAGUCCCCAUUUUUGGAGACACCUUAUAUUAAAGGUCAAGUCCACCUCAGAAAAAUGUUGAUUUGAAUCAAAAGAGAAAAAUCAGACA
This is a messenger RNA of Lytechinus variegatus (green sea urchin), 1969 nucleotides long. RefSeq names its product heparanase-like. The transcript is spliced from 10 exons. The coding region runs from base 90 to 1826 and encodes 578 amino acids. Gene Ontology annotation, cellular component: extracellular matrix; membrane. The record is from RefSeq and is a predicted model, not a curated record. Gene Ontology annotation, molecular function: hydrolase activity, acting on glycosyl bonds. NCBI's taxonomy places the organism in Eukaryota, Metazoa, Echinodermata, Echinoidea, Temnopleuroida, Toxopneustidae.